Messenger RNA from Didymodactylos carnosus, 402 nucleotides. The record is from the annotation of a GenBank genome assembly. Lineage: Eukaryota; Metazoa; Rotifera; Eurotatoria; Philodinida; Philodinidae.
AUGGAUACGACUAUCAUGGAUUUUCUAACAAUUGUCAAGAACUAUUUGAAUGCGAUUGAAAAGGGUGAUGAACUGGACCAAUUCUACGCUAUUCACGUAGAACAGACGGAAUAUCCUAAUCGUCUAGUGCCAAAUGGUAUCACUCGAGAUUUGACGGCGUUAAAAGAAGCGAGUUUGAAAGGGCAGAAAGUGUUGACCAGUCAAACGUACGAUAUUCAACGAUCAUACGUGAGCGGAAAUACAGUAAUUAUUGAAGCCAUAUGGACGGGAACACUGGCUGUGCCUGUAGGACAAAUACCGAUUGGUGGACAAAUGAAAGCGUGGUUUGCUCAGUUUUAUGAGUUCGAUGAAGUAGGGAAAAUUGUGCGACAAAGAAAUUACGACUGCUUCGAACCAUUUUGA